AUUCAAACUUUUAUGUCAACGAGAAUUUUGACAACGGUAGGAAAGGUGUGCAAACGGCCUUAACUUCUUACCUUAAAGUGCAGUUAACAAACAAUGUUUGAGUUUCAUCCAAGUUGGAGAAAAAUGGAUUCCGAUGAAGCCGUAGUGAAAAAGUUGAGAAAUGAUUUUCCGGAUCAGUUUACCUCUCUUGUAAAGAUGCAUCUUUCGUUUUGUUUGGACCAGUCUACCGACGAAGUGGAUUGUUUGACUCCAAGUAAGACAUCGGACAAGAAGUCUGUCACAAGCAACAAAAAGACACGCAUUCCAAAGCAGACAUGCAACAGUGAAGGAAUUAAAUAUGCUUCACAGAUCAACCAACUUAUAGAUUAUUUAUCAAAACCUUCAAGUUUAGUUCAAGAAGGCCUGUUUCGAAGAAAUGGAAAAGUCAAGCAACAACAAGAACUCAUGAACCUUGUAAAGGAGAAACAAGUUUCUGAAAUUACAGCACUGCUAGAAUCAAAUGAAUACUCUGUGCAUGAAGUUGCUACUGUAUUGAAAAAUUUGUUAGCUGAAAUGCCAGAGCCAUUGUUGAUAGAAAGUUAUUAUCCUCUUCAUUGCUGCCUUGCUAAAUUGAAUCAUCAAGAAAGACAGAUUAAAGGCUGUCAAUUGCUUGUCCUUCUUUUGCCAAACGAGAAUGCUGAAAUUCUUCGUCGACUUCUAAACAUGUUGCAUGAGGUUUCUUUACAUAAAGAAACAAACAAAAUGAAUGCGAUGAAUCUCGGUAUCGUACUUGCCCCACACAUCUUAUGCCCGCGAAAAAUGUCGGCAGAAGAUUUGACAACAAAUGCAUCAUCAUUGGCUCACAUAGUUUCGUUUAUGAUCGAAACCACCAAGGUGUUAUUUGAUUUGCCCCCUGAAUUUGUAUCUGACGUUCGUCUCCAUUUUAAACGUGACAACGAAGAAGAUUCUUCAAGUACAUCAUCCACUCCACCCGUCAAAACCACCAUUACCUUCGUAGACAGGGAAAUGACUGCCAAAGUUGUUGCAGAGGUAGGACUCGAUCCAACCGAAGCAGCCUUAGCUGAAUUGUACGCAUAUGUUCAAUCGCAACCAGAAUCUGAGGUCAAGAAAAAGUGGGUCCAUAAGUUCAACAAAGAAAACGGUUGUGGUACACCUAAGGUGAUAUUGAAUUCCAGCAUCAGUGACGCCUGUGCCAAGAAUUGCAAGAAUUUGUCACAGUCUAUACGAAAACACCUCUUCAACGGAACUGGGGUGACUCCGAAAAGAAGGCGCUCAAAAUCCUCCAGCCGUGCUCAUGCGCUUUGUUACUCCGGAGAAACUUCGCCACCUCUUCCGGAUUCUUUAGUUUCGAGUGAUGAGUGUAAAUCACCUAGCAUAAAGUCUGGUCGACUUCAUCACGUCAGCAGUCGCCGGAGCUUGCUUGAAUCAACUCCCACAUCAUCGGAUUACAUUCGACAUCCGGCCUUUACCAAACCCCCUAGGAACGUCGCUUCAAACCCGUUGUCAGCUUUACAUUCAGAUUUGACCAAAGAGAGCAAUAUUCAUCAAGACCAGGUUAUUUCUCCAUUGACGCAAUCGGCUCAGCGUUUCCCUUUUUACGUUAGGGAUUCCAUCAUGACUCCGCGUUGCCGAAAGCCGGUCUUCACCUUCUCUCCAAUUGAUGAGCCCGCCGACGAUCUAGUACCCAAUUCGGAUUCCCUUCAAUUAGCCAACAUGAAUAACCUAAUUCACCCACCGCCAUCCGUCCAUGAAACCAAUAAAGCGGCCGAAGAACCAUCAUGUUCGUCAUCGUCAUCAUCAUCAUCUGAUAAAGAGAAUUCGGAUGUAGAGGAGGAUUCUGACAUUAGUCUGACAGUUGAUUCGGAAUCGUCUAUCCUAUCAGGAUGUGCCCUUAUCCAGGAAAGCACAGGACCCUUGACAUCUCCAUUUAAGAAGUAUCUAAUGAAUCGAGAAAUACAGGUCUUUGACGAAUCUGGGCAAGAACAGGAAGUGCAGGAAGAAAUAUCAACAACUGAUCCGUCUCUCUCGAGCUCCAAUCAAGCAAUCUCCGAGUCUCUCCUUGAAUUCUUGGAUGGAAACGGACAAGAAACUGACAGUUAUCCUUAUUCUUCUCCGUCUCGACCGUCUCCACCCCUGACUAAGAGUAUUUUAUUUGAAACAUCUCUCUGAAGAACAAACUUCAUUAUUUUUUUAAAUUUUCCUAUUUAGAUACACCCGAAUAUUAAAUUCUUCAUAUGCCUGUCCUUUUAUUGAAAUAUCAACAAUUAACAGUGUCUGAUUAACCAGAAGAAGUGAUUGAUUACUUUUUAA
This is a messenger RNA of Daphnia pulicaria, 2310 nucleotides long. RefSeq names its product rho GTPase-activating protein 19-like (gene RhoGAP54D). Lineage: Eukaryota; Metazoa; Arthropoda; Branchiopoda; Diplostraca; Daphniidae. The record is from RefSeq and is a predicted model, not a curated record. The coding region runs from base 94 to 2169 and encodes 691 amino acids. Gene Ontology annotation, biological process: regulation of small GTPase mediated signal transduction; signal transduction. The transcript is spliced from 9 exons. Gene Ontology annotation, cellular component: cytoplasm. Gene Ontology annotation, molecular function: GTPase activator activity.